AUGAUUACGCCAUCGCAGAUGGAACCUGGUCAGGAAGGCUUAGUCUACAUCUGUCCACGAUUUCCUUUUUCACCAGGUUCUGACGCAAGCUGGUGGGUGCUACGACAGGACUACCGUCUGCCUUCUGAAGAGGAGAUUCGUUAUCUUGUCCAGCCAGAAGAUGUAUGCGCUUUCUUUAGUAUGCAGGCGGCAGAAUUACGACUCAAGGAUGCCGGUUAUGGGGAGAAGUCGCUCUUCGUCCUCGACGAAAAUCAAGAAGAAGAGGAGGAGAAAGAAGGGCAGGUAACUAACUACUGA
Molecule: messenger RNA, 297 nt
Organism: Dibothriocephalus latus
Lineage: Eukaryota; Metazoa; Platyhelminthes; Cestoda; Diphyllobothriidea; Diphyllobothriidae
Source: the annotation of a GenBank genome assembly